Messenger RNA from Zootoca vivipara (common lizard), 1329 nucleotides. It is a transcript of the gene AGTRAP, whose product is annotated as angiotensin II receptor associated protein. Gene Ontology annotation, biological process: angiotensin-activated signaling pathway; regulation of blood pressure. Gene Ontology annotation, cellular component: plasma membrane. NCBI's taxonomy places the organism in Eukaryota, Metazoa, Chordata, Lepidosauria, Squamata, Lacertidae. The record is from RefSeq and is a predicted model, not a curated record.
GGCAGGACGGGGCGGAGCCCGGCCGGGAAGGGAAAAACGGAAGGCGAGGAAGUGAUGCCAAGUCGAAUUUGGGAGCCAGAAGCGGCGCGCGCGAACGCUGCGCUCGGGCGGCUGGCGGAGCGUCAUGGAAGUGCCUGCGGUGAACCUGAAGGCUAUUGUCCUGGUACACUGGCUGCUGACGACAUGGGGCUGCAUGGCACCGUGGUUGCCAAUUUCCUACCCGUGGGGUAACUUCACCAUUCUCGCCCUGGGCGUCUGGGCAGUGGCCCAAAGGGAUUCUAUUGAUGCAAUCCUCAUGUUCCUCACUGGGCUUCUGCUGACGAUCCUGACGGACAUAAUCCACUUCAGCCUGUAUUACCCUCCAUCGUCUUUGCUGCUCGACACCACCCGCUUCAGCGCCGGCAUGGCCAUCUUCAGCCUCCUCCUCAAGCCCUUGUCUUGCUUCUUCGCCUACCAGAUGUACCGGGAACGUGGAGGAGAGUAUGCCUUCAACCUAGGUGUCCUCAACGUCGGGCAGGACCGCAGCUCGUACCAGCCCAUCGACCACCCGGAGCCGCCGCGCCCUUACCCAGACGUGGCUACCAAGGCCCCCCCACCUCCCCCUUAUUGAGGCAUCCCCAGAACCGUCCAAAGAACACUGGGCCCUUUCCUUGCUGCGUUGGAGAAGAAAACAGUCUCCGCCACUUACCCCCAACCCCACUUCUUCCUCCCCACCAGAGGAAGCGUGGUUUCUAAAAACCAGUCCGGGGGAGGGGACUUCGGCGCCAAAGCAACCUGUGGCUUCUCGUUCCUCCUGAACGACUUGAGAGUUUUCUCUCAUGGCUUCUGCCGCAAAUCCAGAGCGCACCUUGGACGAUGUUUUAAAGUCUUUUCCCCGAUCCCAGAAAUGCAGAAAUUUCCUUCUGCAAUAGCAACGUUCUCUGUAUUUUUUUCCCAGCCACAUUGAUGCUGAUUGAUUGAGCCUCUCAAGGCUACCCUGGGAAGAGUAGCCCCUCCCCAAAUAAAACAGCCGCCCCCCCUUCACUAAGAGACUCUAGCAAGAGAGUUGUUAGCUGAAGGAUCUGUCUGCUUACAGGAGCCAGCUAACUGAUUAUUUCCAAAGAGCAACCCAACCCUUGUUGCUGCAACUGUGCCAUUUUUCUGCCGAUGAUUUGCGGCAGGCCCGCACCUUCUCGAUGUGUAGGUGUGCUGAUCGUUUUCUCUCUCAAAAAACACCUUUGUGCCUUCAAGAAAACACACAGCCUUCCUUUCUUCCUAUGAUCUUUGUAUGUAUGUGUGUAUGUUUGCUUGUUUUCCUAAAGAAAAUUAAAGAACCUUUUUAAUAAAAUG